Messenger RNA from Carica papaya (papaya), 639 nucleotides. RefSeq names its product translocase inner membrane subunit 8 (gene TIM8). The record is from RefSeq and is a predicted model, not a curated record. NCBI's taxonomy places the organism in Eukaryota, Viridiplantae, Streptophyta, Magnoliopsida, Brassicales, Caricaceae.
UUUUAUUCUUUAGGGCUUUUGGAGAGUUGACAACGAAGGGUUUUGAAGACGAAAACUUAAGUAAUUGAAAAAGAAAACUCUCUUAACACAGAUGGAUAGCUCGGGUCUCAAUUCGGCUGAAAUGCAGCGUUUCCUCAAUCAAGAAAAGGAAAAAGCUAUGGUUAACGAGAUGGUGGCAAAGCUUACAAGUGUAUGCUGGGAUAAAUGUGUCACUGGCACACCUGGGAGCAAGUUCAGCUCUAGCGAAUCAGCUUGUCUUUCCCACUGUGCUCAUCGAUACAUGGAUAUGAGCCUUAUCAUCAUGAAACGGUUUCAAUCAAUGCAGUGAAGUUCAGUGCCUAGACAUGGUGUCUUCGGGACACCAAUCGGUCCCCAGCUUGGUUAUCAGUUACAUUCUUUGUAUUGUGAAGACUGAAUCCUUGGUCAAUUUCCAUUUGGGCGGCCAUCUUAAGAUUAUUUAGAAAUUUCGGGUACUUGAGAAGGCAAACGUAUUAAUUUCAUGCUGCAUAAACAACAUAGUUUUGGAACCUCCUGGUGUUUCAAUUUUUUUUUUUUUUACUUGUAUGGGAGUAAGUAUCUGUCAAUUGCGCUUCAUUUAUACUGUUGAAUUUAUAGUAAUUCUUGGUGAAUUAGCAGCAA